AUGGACGAUCGGCGACGUGAACCUAGGGUUUAUGGUAGGGACGGGUUCGAUGAGGUUGAUAGUGGUGAUGACCACGAUGGCAGGCUUGGGGAUUUUCGCGAUGGCCGUUUCGAACACCAGCGACGCGCGAUUUCACGCGAGGGUACUGAUUCAGAGGUCGAGGAUGAAGGGAUGCACCGUCGUGGAUGGGGCGGUCGUGAGGGAGACUAUCAGCGGCGGCCAGCUUUUGGGGAAUUUGACGGGGUUGAUCGAUUUGGACAUCACCGGCGUGACGGCAGGCGUCCGAUAGAAGGGGGCGAUGAGUCACGUUGGGAGCAGGGGUUUCGAAUCGAUAUACCGGAGUUUACUGGAGGGGUUGAUAGGUUGGAGUUUGUUGAAUGUUUAUACUUUGCAACAGAAGACAACCGGGAUGAUGCGAAUCGGGCUCCCGAGCAGCCGCACGAACAGGCGCGCAGUCGUCGCACCUUCGCGGAGGCGCCAGCUUCACUCCGCAAAGAGCCUCGCGACCCAAAACGCGCACGCAACUUUCCGUUACCACAAGUCGAAUCAUCCACGAUCUUCAACAGCAUCACGCCAAUAAUGGACAUCAGGCAGUCAAUCGCCGCCCAAACCGACUUCUCCUCGUGGCUCACGAAGCAAAUCAUCUCCACCCACGUCAAGGACAACAACUUCGUAUUCUCGCCCCUCUCAAUUCACGUCAUGCUGGCCAUGGUAGCGGUCGGGUCGGGCCGCCCUGCACGCGACCAGCUCCUGCGCUACCUCAAGUUCGAUUCGAUCGAGGAGCUCAAUUCCCUAUCGUCCCAGGUGGCCACCUGGGUGCUAGCCGAUGGCGGGCCGUUCGGUGGCCCUCUUCUGUCCAUCGCCAACGGGGUUUGGGUCGAACGCAGCCUUGCCCUGAAGCCGUCUUUCAAAGAUACCAUCGAGAAUGCUUAUCGGAGCGCAGUAGAUCAUGUGGAUUUUCGCAAUCAGUCUGAUGCGGUAAGAGAAGCAGUGAAUUCUUGGGCCGAGGAGAAAACGAAUGGUGUGAUAAAAAAUUUGCUCUCACGCGGCUCAGUCGAUAGUAUGACUAUGCUCAUCCUUGCAAAUGCACUCUACUUUAAAGGAUUCUGGGCUUCAAAAUUCGACCCGUCUCUAACCCAAGUCCACGACUUCUUCCUCUUGAACGGAAGAUCGGUCCGUGUCCCCUUCAUGACCAGCUCCAAGAACCAACUCGCGCUCGCCUUUGACGAUUUUAAGGUCCUAAAGCUACCGUACCAAACGGGCCAGGACACGCGGGCAUUCUCCAUGUACUUCUUUCUUCCCAAUGCCAGGGAUGGCUUACAGGCGCUCGUCGAGAAAUUUGGCUCGAUUUCUGGGUUCGUAGAGCACCACACGCCACGUCGAAGAGUGAAAAUGGGGAAUUUCCGUCUCCCCAAGUUUAAAAUAAGCUCCGAUUUUGAGGCUUCCCAGUUUUUUAAAAAGCAAGGAUUGGUUCUCCCUUUUCAAGAUGGUUUGACCGAGAUAGUUUACUCUCACCCCAAUACUGCACCCCGAAUCUCGCUCUUUAUGCAUAAGGCAUACGUAGAGGUGGACGAACAGGGCACGGAGGCUGCAGCAGUUACUUAUGUAGCCAUGUAUGGAUGUAUGAUGGCCAUGCCGCCCGUGGACGUGUUCGACUUUGUAGCUGAUCAUCCUUUCCUCUUUGUAAUAAGGGAGGAGAUCAGUGGUGUUGUGCUCUUUGUUGGGCAAGUUGUGAAUCCUGAAGCCUGA
Striga hermonthica is the source of this 1749-nucleotide messenger RNA. Lineage: Eukaryota; Viridiplantae; Streptophyta; Magnoliopsida; Lamiales; Orobanchaceae. The record is from the annotation of a GenBank genome assembly.